AUGUCGUCCUACCCCUCAUACGAGAAAAGCUCGACUCGAGAUCUCAAAAUCCAGCUAUCGCCGGGCUCGUCUCCAUCGGUCCUCAAAGUGACCGUCGAGAACGAGAGCCAAACACAAGCCUUUUCACUGUUCACUUGGGACACUCCUCUGGAUGAACAAGCUUUGAACAUCGGGGCUCUGACGCUUGAGGAUGCCAAGACUGGUCAAGCAGUACCAGGACCGCAAAUGAAGGUUAACAGGAAACUCCCUCCUCCCCGCGAUGCGGUGGUGGAAGUUCCUCCUCAGUCUACUGCCAGCAGAGAGGUCAAUCUCUCGUUUCCAUGGAUCCCCAAGGAUGGCAAGGUCUAUCGUGUUCAGGUGCAAGGAUCGUGGAAGGCUGUAUGGGCGAAACCAGCAUCGCAGCUCACAGACGAAGAGCUCUCGGAGAUGGCUGGUGAUAGUCAGCUCGAGGAGAAGAUCCGUGCUGAGAGUGCGGAGCUACAGCUUGGAGAAGCAAACGCUUCCUAA
Molecule: messenger RNA, 507 nt
Organism: Aureobasidium vineae
Lineage: Eukaryota; Fungi; Ascomycota; Dothideomycetes; Dothideales; Saccotheciaceae
Source: the annotation of a GenBank genome assembly